AUGAUUAGGCCGGAGACGGAGGGAGACCGGUGCGAAUGGCACCCGGUGCACUCGAAGUCAAUAGGAGUAUGCCCGUACUGCCUCCGCGAGGCUCUCUCUCGCCUCCUCUGGAUCUCCUCCUUUGGAAUCUAUGCUGCUGCUUCUUUCACCACCUCUUCAUCUCCUUACUCUUCCCUCUCUUCUGUUGCUGCGUCUCCAUCCUACAUUGAUCUGAAGAGGCCAAGGCCUUCCUUUCACUUCGAAAGGUGCGUUGAGGACGUCCGAGACUUCGCCGGUAUGAAGGAGCCGGUGACAAAGAGCCAGUCAUGGGUCUUUGCAAGAGGCCGGAAGAAUGGGAAUAAGAAGGAGAAGGAAGGGAAGGAAGAGAAGAAGGAGAAGAAAGUGGAGACUAAGAACAAGACUAUUGUCAUCAGAAUUUUCAUAAGUCCAUACAAGAGCUUUGAUUUCCUAAUAGUGUAUGUAACUUUGUUCUCCUGUAAUGUGGCCAUCAUCACAAUAUUGUGGACUUUCAGGUAUUUGUAUCAAGAAAUUGAUUAUAUCAAUGAAGGAAAGAAUGCUGAUAGAUUUCGUCGAGAAUUUAGAAACAUAAAGUGGGUUCGCGUACCUUUCAUCCAUUGGGAUUAUACAUCUACCAGAGUCUUGACCUUGGAGUAUGUGCCAGGCAUAAAGAUAAAUAGUCUCAAUCAGUUAGAUGCAAGGGGCUUCAAUCAUUCUCUGAUUGCUCGACGUGCAACCGAAUCAUACUUGAUUCAGAUACUGAAGAUUGGCUACUUUCAUGCUGAUCCCCAUCCAGGCAAUAUUGCUAUUGACAUGGAUGGGUCACUCAUCUACUAUGACUUUGGAAUGAUGGGAGAAAUAAAAUCUUUCACUCGAGAGAGAUUACGUGAAUUGUUCUAUGCAGUCUAUGAAAAGGAUGCAAACAAGGUAAUAAGAUGUCUCAUUGAUCUCGAAGCACUACGACCGACAGGAGACUUGGCACCGGUGAGGAGGUCUAUACAAUUUUUGUUGGAUAAACUUUUGAUUCAGACACCUGAUCAGCAACAGACUUUGGCCGCAAUUGGUGAGGAUUUGUUUGCAAUAGCAACCGAUCAAACAUUCUGUUUUCCAUCCUCCAUUACCUUUGUCAUGAAGGCAUUUUCAACUCUUGAAGGUAUUGGUUAUUCAUUAGAUCCAGAAUAUUCUUUUGCAAAGAUUGCUGCACCAUAUGCACAGGAAUUACUAAACAUAAGACAGCAGCAACGCAGUGGAGCAGAACUUGUUGAGGACAUACAAAAACAAGCUAAUGAUGCUGGAAAUUACACCAUCUUGAUGCCAUACAGAGUUCAGAGAAUAGAAGAGUUCGUCAAACAACUUGAGUCAGGGGAUUUGAAACUCCGUGUCAGAGUACUUGAGUCGGAAAGAGCUGCAAGGAAAGCCUCAAUACUGCAGAUGUCUGCUAUGUAUACUGCUAUGAGUGGAACCUUGUUGAAUGUUGGGGUGACACUAAGCAGCCAAGGAAAUCAAGCUAUUGCAAAUGGAUCAUUCAUUGGUGCUGGUAUUUUCUUAACAUUAGUGGUCAGAUCCAUGAAAAGAGUGAAACAACUAGACAAACUUGAGAAGAUGAUUUGACAACCAUUUGGAUGUGGUAUAAUUUUUAUUUGGAUUCCAUUCUUGCAAGCCUCAAGCUUCAUCGCAAUCCCGUCCUGGUUAUUGUAUAUGAAUGUAGAUGUGGAAGUAUUCCUCCUUGCAUAUGGUCUGAAAGAAAUGUGAGACCAUUGUUACAUAUAUCAAUGUAAUGUAUUGGAUUUUUCCUGUGAAGUUGGCCUUCAAAUCUAUCCUACUCUCCACCCAGUGGAAGAUUUGAGA
This is a messenger RNA of Elaeis guineensis (African oil palm), 1845 nucleotides long. NCBI's taxonomy places the organism in Eukaryota, Viridiplantae, Streptophyta, Magnoliopsida, Arecales, Arecaceae. The record is from RefSeq and is a predicted model, not a curated record.